UUUGCCACACUACAUACGUAAAGGAUUAAAAGACUUGAGGACUUACUGCUGCAGAAUGAUUAGUAACGGGUUAUUUCAAUUUUGUGUCGCGGAUCUUUGGACUCGAAGUAUCAAGGGCACUUGGUAGUAUUGUAAGUAAAUAUGGUGAUGUUGUUAUGGGUUUGAAAGUGUUGGCGCUAAUUGUGAUUUCAGACAUUCUUCAAAGAGCGCUGCCAUUGUUUACUUUUUGGUAGCAUGGAAGAUAAACAAGAAAUGAACAGGGUAAAUGAAACAACAAAAAUGGUAAUCAGAGGUACGGCUAGGUAUACAUUACGUUCAAAGAGAGAUGACGUUAAAACCGGCAAUGUGAAAGAAAAUUCGAAGGAAACGAAAGAGCUUAAAAAGCCAGCUGCUGUGAGGAAACGAAGUCAUUUGAAAAUAAAUUAUGAGGUAGGAGAAACUUCUCAGUAUUUUGAUAAUACACAGUCAAGUCAAGAAAUAGUUGUAACUGAUGCACAUGAUGCAGACCAGGCGAAGAAAGGAAAAUGGGAACCCCAAAAUUGGCAACAAAUAUUGGCUAACAUACGUGAGAUGAGAAAAAACAGAGAUGCGCCUGUAGAUGACAUGGGAUGUGACAAGUGUAUGGAUGAGGAGGCUGCACCAGAGGUAAUGAGGUAUCAGUCCCUCAUCUCAUUGAUGUUGUCGAGCCAAACAAAAGAUCAGAUUACACAUGCUGCAAUGAUGAAGCUACGAAAGCAUGGACUGACAGUGUCCAAUAUAUUAGCCACUGAUGAUAAAGUACUAGGCGAACUGAUAUAUCCCGUUGGGUUUUGGAAGAGUAAGGUUAAUUACAUUAAGAAGACUACACAAAUACUAAAAGAUGAAUUUGGAGGUGACAUUCCAAAUACUGUUGAAGGUCUUUGCAAACUUCCUGGUGUAGGUCCUAAGAUGGCACAUCUCUGCAUGCAGGUGGCUUGGAAUGUAGUAAGCGGAAUAGGUGUUGAUACACAUGUGCACCGGAUAUCAAAUCGCAUUGGCUGGGUGAGGAAACCAACAAAAACACCAGAAGAGACUCGUGUUGCUUUGGAAUCCUGGCUGCCUCGAGAUCUGUGGACAGAAGUUAAUCACCUGUUGGUUGGAUUUGGACAGCAGAUAUGUCUACCAGUAAAACCACAGUGUUCCAGCUGUCUAAAUCAGCAGUUGUGUCCCUUUGGGCGCACGCAGACCAAAACAAAAAAAAUGAAAUGCACACAUCAAAGGUGUGAUCUCUGAGUAAUCUGUUCAGCAUUAGCAAUAUAAUUAAAUGUGAAAUGUGUGUGAAUGGAUUUUAAAACACUUUAGAGUGAAAACAGUAAUGAAAUAGCUGUACUUAUUAACAUAUCUGCAUUUCUUCUCUCUAUUAUCACACCGAUCGUGUGGGCAUUUCUAUUGACAUUUAAUGUGAGAGAUGACUUGAGCAGCUUCUUUAUUUUUUGAAUACUUUUAGAUUUGUAGUGAAUUUCAAUAAAGCUAUAUGUUUUUUUUAU
Schistocerca americana (American grasshopper) is the source of this 1505-nucleotide messenger RNA. It is a transcript of the gene Nthl1, whose product is annotated as endonuclease III-like protein 1. The transcript has 4 exons. Gene Ontology annotation, cellular component: nucleus. Gene Ontology annotation, biological process: base-excision repair, AP site formation; base-excision repair; nucleotide-excision repair. The coding region runs from base 235 to 1251 and encodes 338 amino acids. Gene Ontology annotation, molecular function: oxidized pyrimidine nucleobase lesion DNA N-glycosylase activity; DNA-(apurinic or apyrimidinic site) endonuclease activity; 4 iron, 4 sulfur cluster binding. The record is from RefSeq and is a predicted model, not a curated record. Lineage: Eukaryota; Metazoa; Arthropoda; Insecta; Orthoptera; Acrididae.